CCGCCAGCUGGUGCGGCGAUCGCGAACGUAGAUCGGCCUGCUCUUACCAGAGAUGCUCUUCUGCUCCAACGACCUUUUACACCGUCCGUUAUGGCUCUCCGCAUCCGCGCGUCUAUCACCUUCCUCGUGCUCUUGUCGUGGUGCCGGCAUGCCUUCGCUACCUGCCCCGAGUGUGCGGUCAGCGACCAGCAGCAGGCGAAGCGGAUCAAGCUGGAGGCAAUCAAACAGCAGAUCCUCUCCAAGCUUCACCUGCAGGACAGACCGAACAUCACUUCCCCCCUCGCUAGGGAGGUGGCUCUGGAGGCUCUCAGGAGAACGCAGGGUGGAAUACCGGAGGAGGAAGGAACAGAGCCGGAGGAAGAUGAAGCUGGUGGCCGCGAUGACUACUACGCCCGUCCCUCUGAAAUUAUCGCUUUUGCCGAGCCCGGUCAGAGUUUGAAUGGUCAUUAUCUUCUAGACUUCUAUCCACAUGAAUAUUUGAACAACAAAUUACGAGUGACUGCUGCUACAUUAUGGAUUCAGUUACGUUAUUCUCCAUCUUUACCAGUUGAAGGCAGAGCUCAGCUUAGAAAUAAACAUGUCACUCUCUAUGCUUUUCGAGUUGGAAACAGUACAGAACAGUUGUCUCAUGUAACUUCAUAUCACCAAGGUACUGCUCAUGCGGGUUGGAGACGUUUAGAUGUUGGUGAAGUGGUUCAACAAUGGCUGUCUGGAAGUGAUAAUCGAAAUAAAUUAACCUUACUCGUUGAUUGCACUGGCUGUAAUUCCAAGCUUGAAAUGGUUUUAUUCAACGAUGAUGAUCCUGCUUCUAAUCAUGUCACAGCUACUACAACAGCCCGAAGAAUUCGUCACGGAGGGCAUGAACAUCAGUUGCUUAAUCUGAGGCCUUUCUUAGCCAUAGCAACAGAUGCGAAUGAGCAAAGAAGGAGUCGCAGGCAUGCCAGGACAUGUGGUGAAAAUCCAACUUAUUGCUGUCGGCAAAAUCUCUAUGUGAAUUUUAAAGAACUAGGUUGGGGAGACUGGAUUAUAGCUCCAAAGGGAUAUUACGCAAAUUUUUGUAUGGGAAGUUGUGUUGGAAGAAGAGGAUUUUCCUAUCACAAUUUCCAUACACACAUAAUAGAAGAAUACCGCAAUCGCAACCCAUACGCUUCCAUACAUCCUUGUUGUGCUCCUACUAGACUAUCUUCUAUGUCUCUCAUAUAUUUUGAUACAGAUCUCAACAUAAUCAAGACGGAUCUUCCGAAAAUGAUUGUUGAUGAAUGUGGCUGUACUUAAUUAGAGUUUUCGCCCUGGCUGGUCUUUCUUUUUGACAGAGGUGGUUGGGGUGCAUUCUGAAGCCGGUCUUCCGAUAGCGCCAGCUGGAAUUUAGUCACUGCCAGUGGUUCAAGUAUUUGAAUGUACGUAUCUUUCUUAGCUUCAGUCUUAUCACAAUUUAAAAUAGGUAACUUUUUCUUUCUUAAAUCAUCAAACAUCUUCGUAAAAACAUCCUUUUAGAUAUUUUUCUAUUCCUUAACUUUAUUACGACAAAUAAUUAAUCAACGAAUUAAUUAUUUUAAAUAAAUAAAAAACUAUUAUGAAAAAUUAUAUAGUGAUAAAUAUCUAAAUUUAUCCACAAGACGUUUACUAUUUUAA
Molecule: messenger RNA, 1632 nt
Organism: Argiope bruennichi
Lineage: Eukaryota; Metazoa; Arthropoda; Arachnida; Araneae; Araneidae
Product: inhibin beta B chain-like
Exons: 2
Coding region: 91-1275 (394 amino acids)
Biological process (GO): SMAD protein signal transduction
Cellular component (GO): extracellular region
Molecular function (GO): growth factor activity; cytokine activity
Source: RefSeq, a predicted model, not a curated record